Messenger RNA from Puntigrus tetrazona (Sumatra barb), 1897 nucleotides. RefSeq names its product F-box/WD repeat-containing protein 9-like. The coding region runs from base 333 to 1835 and encodes 500 amino acids. NCBI's taxonomy places the organism in Eukaryota, Metazoa, Chordata, Actinopteri, Cypriniformes, Cyprinidae. Gene Ontology annotation, molecular function: protein binding. The record is from RefSeq and is a predicted model, not a curated record. The transcript has 8 exons.
GAAGUGUAGUGUUGACAAGCGUCGCUUUGAGAUCAAUGUAACUGUAAUCAUAUUUUCUCCGAUGAUCAAAAAUACGUUUCGCGCUUCUAUGAUUUUCCUUUUACAUUCUCUGCCUACUUUUAACAAGCGUGAGGAAAAACUUAAGUAAAGACACGGCGAACACAGAUGAUUUUGUGCAGUGUCAUAUCAAAAUGAUCAAUAAUUUAUAACAAAAACCAGUCGGAUGAGAAAUGUGGAUUGUUUAUUCUUUCAGUCUGUCUUUGAAUACAAGGAUUUUUUGAAUAAAUAAGAGUUAAUAGGUUUAAUGUGAAUAUCAGAAAGUGAUUCAGCCAAUGUCGAGAACAAGCGUCGCUCUGGAGGAUGAGGAGAAGCAGCAGAGAUGCCCUGCUGAUGCCGGUCCACCCGAUUUCAUCCCAGACACCCCACACUUCUUACCCGAGAGAUUGAAUUUGGAAGCAUCCGUCAGCGCUAUGGAGACAAGCCCCUCCCCUUCCAGCAACGGAACCAACCUCCUGUCGUUGCCGUGGGAGAUAGUUACCCAGAUAGCCUCACAUCUCCCAGCACAGUGUGUCAUCAGUGUGCUGCCACAGGUAUGUCAGACCCUGGGAAAGCUUGGCGAGGAUCGCUUGGCGUGGCAGCUUCGGGCUCAAAAACUCUCGGGCCCCGCAGCAUCUUUCCCAGCCGGGCCGAAGGAGGAUUUCGACUGGUCCAAGGCAUGUUUGGAAAUGGAGCAGCUGAUUGGCUGCUGGACGGGGCACGAGAAUCAUGCGGAGACACAGGACGAGGCAGCUGUCGGGGUGAACAGCGAAAACUUGGUGGAGAUGCAGCUGGAUGUCGAGGUAAACGCUGCAGCGCGGGCCGGAGAAGACGACGUACGAGUUCAGUCCCAGAGUGCCUCUGACGGUCCCCAUCUGACCGAGUCAUCCGGCACUUCUUCACCCCUGGAGCACAUCGUCCUUCCCUCCGGCCACAUUGCAGAUGUGAAUUGCGUCCUCCUGUUGGGCGGAGAAGAGGCGCUGUGUGCCUCCGGCUCGAGGGACCGAAACGUGAACCUGUGGGACCUCCGAGAGGGCCCCAGAGGCAAGCUGAUGCACACUCUUGCGGGGCGCGGGACCAUUAGCACCCACCGGGGCUGGGUGUGGUGCCUGGCGUCCAGCGGACCUCUGCUGGCGUCUGGCUCGUUUGACAGCACCGUCAGGCUCUGGGAUCUGGAAGCCGGAGGAGCAGAGCGGGGACUCAUCCAGUGCAAAGCUGCUGUAUUGUGUCUGUCCUGCGAGAGGGACACGGUGCUGGCUGGGUCACAUGACCAGAAAUUAAGCAUCUUUGACACCCGAGCCGCAGACCCAUUGGUCAAGAGUCUCCGUCUUCACGGUGAUGCUGUGUUGUGCCUGGCGUCUGAUGACCAGUACAUCCUGUCCGGCAGUAAAGACCAUACCGUGGCUCUGUUCGACCGCAGGGCGGGAAAACUCCUGCAGAAAGUCCAGCUGAGCUCGUACCUGCUGUCUCUGUCCUGCAGCGGCCGGGAGGUGUGGGCCGGGGAUAACCGUGGACUCGUGCACACCUUCUCCCUGCACGGCAGCUCCCUGGCGCCCGUGUCCCAGUUCAACAUCCACCGCUCACUGGUCACCGGCGUUCACUACUCUACUGGAGCUCUCUACACGUGCUCCUCCGACCGCACCAUCAAGGUCCACCUUCCGUGUGCUCCACCCAAGACCCUGUGUACCCUUCACCAUCAGGCAGGAGUUAACGGGUUAAGUGUUGAAGGAGGAACGCUGGCCAUCGCCUCCGGUGACAUGAACGUGGAAGUCUGGAGGCCCGAGAUGCUGAGGGUCUGAAAACGUCUGAAAGUUUCAUUGAGUCUAGAAACAAAAAUAUCACAUUCCUAGUUUUCCGUCUU